CUUGUUUCUGCUUUUGUCAGGAUCAGCAAAUAAUAGUUUAGCUGAUGUGAAUAAAAUACUGAAUUCCAUAUUUCAAUAAUUUUGUGAUAUAAUGAAACUGAAAAGGUUUCUUUUACGUUACUAUCCACCUGGAAUCAUAUUGGAAUAUGAGAAAGGCGGAGUUACAAAAACAAAAUCGGUUGAUUUGUUGGAUUUAAAACCGGACUCAAAUAUUGACAAAAUCUUAAGUGAUGUCUUCGAAUCAGAACCAUUGAUAUCAAAGUCAAGACUAUCACAAGUACAUAAACUACUGCAAAAACUGCAGUCUAAAUUAUCUCAGAUCGGAGAUCACCAUUUCUAUUUAUUCAAAGUAUUGAGAGCACAUAUACUUCCAUUGACCAAUGUUGCCUUCAAUAAAUCAGGCUCCUGUUUUAUAACCGGAAGCUAUGACCGCACUUGUAAAGUGUGGGAUACAUCGAGUGGCGAAGAGUUGCAAACUUUGGAGGGACACAGAAAUGUAGUAUAUGCAAUUGCCUUCAAUAAUCCAUACGGUGAUAAAAUCGCCACUGGAAGUUUUGACAAAACUUGUAAAUUAUGGAAUGCAGAAACCGGUCAGUGUUUUACUUAUCGCGGACAUAUGUCAGAAAUUGUAUGUCUUUCUUUCAAUCCACAAAGUACAGUUGUUGCAACUGGGUCUAUGGACACUACAGCUAAAUUGUGGGAUAUACAAACUGGUGCUGAGCUUUCUACAUUGACGGGUCAUUCUGCCGAGAUAAUUUCUUUGUCAUUCAACACUGGAGGCGACCACCUUUUAACUGGCAGUUUUGACCACACAGUGUCUCUCUGGGAUGUUAAUACCGGCGUUCGUAUGAACACUUUGAUUGGGCACAGGGGGGAAAUAGCAACUGCACAAUUCAAUUGGGAUUGUUCUCUUGUCGUGUCUGCAUCUAUGGAUAAAACAUGCAAGCUAUGGGAUAUUAGAACUGGUCAAUGUGUUGGUACUCUGCGUGGACAUGAUGAUGAAGUGCUGGAUGUAGGAUUCAAUUACACUGGUCAAAACAUCGUUAGUGCAUCUGCUGAUAGUACUGGUAGAUUAUAUGAUGCUGGUACGCAGAAGUGUAUUGCUAAAUUAGAGGGACAUGAAGGCGAAAUAUCAAAAAUUUGUUUUAAUCCACAAGGAAGUCGGAUAUUAACUGCAAGUUCCGACAAAACUGCAAGAUUAUGGGAUGCUGUUACAGGUGAAUGUCAACAGACAUUGGAAGGGCAUACUGAUGAAAUCUUCAGCUGUGCUUUUAAUUAUGAAGGUGACACCAUAAUAACUGGAAGCAAAGACAAUACUUGUCGUGUCUGGAGGUGAUUAGAAAAGAUUGCCCAAUUGUACAAAUGGCAAAAAGUGUUUCAACUUGAUACUAGAAUAUCCAUGGCAAGCCGCAUUUCUUGACAAGAUAUUAUAAUAUAUUUUUAAGUACACUAUUAUCUGAAAAAUUAGUCUAGAGAAUCACUGUGCAUUAUUGAGCCUAAUUAGUCACCUAUACCUAGUCAUCUUCCAAUUCCCAGAAUAUAUUUGCCAAAAUAAAAAUUACAUCUUGUCCUGUCAAAUGAUGACUAUGUCAUCCACUGCAGGGUGUAUAAUUUUUGUGUACUGUAUAAUAUGGUAAAACCCUAUAAUUUUUACAUUCCAUUUAACUCUUUUCGUUAGCAUUUCACUGUAAAGGUUCAUGGUUGACUCGUAUUUUUAUCAUUGUGAUUUAAAAUGGUGCCUAGAAUAUUAGUCCUUUUUUAUAUAUAAAGCUUGCAACUAUUUAAAGAUUAAAAUACUAUGGAUUGGA
Messenger RNA from Styela clava, 1808 nucleotides. RefSeq lists its product as uncharacterized. NCBI's taxonomy places the organism in Eukaryota, Metazoa, Chordata, Ascidiacea, Stolidobranchia, Styelidae. Gene Ontology annotation, molecular function: protein binding. The record is from RefSeq and is a predicted model, not a curated record.